Molecule: messenger RNA, 3064 nt
Organism: Chara braunii
Lineage: Eukaryota; Viridiplantae; Streptophyta; Charophyceae; Charales; Characeae
Source: the annotation of a GenBank genome assembly
GCGCUGAAGAAGCUGAAGCUAGACUAAAGGUCCAGAAGUUAGUAGACCCCAUAGUCAGUAUCCUCGCAGACAACCGCACGAUGUGAGUUGAGGACUACGUAGAGGGAGUCCAGGCGUACUUUCGCCUAGAGAAGAAUGGAAAAGUGGAGAAGAUCCUCCAUUCUUUGACUCUCCUCGUGCAGGAUGAUCGUCCUUUCGACAUAGUGUUAGGAAUGGAUUGGGGAGAGGCAGCAGGGGCCACACUUCAUUUGAGAGAGCAGGAGUGUAGGCUCCCUAGUCCGCCAGGCGAGGUUAAGACUGCCCGCUUAUUCCAUAUGUCUGAUGUAGAUAACACCUUGGCACAUUGCUGUCUCAGUUCUCCCGCGUUCGCGCGAUUAGUAAAGAAGGAGCAGUUAGAAGACCAGGUCUUUGUAGUAUAUGUCAGACCUGUCACUGAGGCCCAGGAAAAGGAUAGUUCCACAGAUCCAACAAUUGCCAAGCUGCUGAAAGAAUUCAAAGACUUGACUGAGUCGCCGACAGGAGUAGUGUCGCGACCCAUCCAGCACAGGAUAGAGAUAGAGCCUGGCAGUAGAACUCCUAAGGGUGCUGUAUAUAGGAUGUCCCCGCGGGAGUUGGAAGAGCUACGGAAGCAAUUGGACGAGCUUCUCGAAAAGGGUUGGAUUAGGCCCAGUUCGUCUCCUUUUGGAGCACCCGUUUUGUUUGUCCCCAAGAAGGAGGGAGAGCUGAAAAUGUGUAUGGACUAUAGGGGUUUGAAUGCGAUCACAGUGAAGAAUGUUGAGCCUCUGCCCAGGAUAGACGAUCUUUUAGAUCGGGUGCAGGGUUGUAAGUAUUUCUCCAAAAUAGACUUGAAGUCCGGAUACCAUCAGAUAGAAGUCCAUCCUGACGAUCAGUACAAGACUGCGUUCCGGACUAGAUACGGACACUAUGAGUUCAUAGUGUUUGGACUAACCAACGCGCCAACUACUUUUCAGCGUUGUAUGAAUGACCUGUUUAGACCGUGGUUAGAUAAAUUUGUAGUAGUCUACUUAGAUGAUAUCCUAGUCUUUAGUAAGACCCUCCAGGAGCACCAGGGUCAUCUGAGGCAGGUCUUGGAGAAGCGUAGAGAGGCCAACUUCAAGAUCAACGCGAAGAAGUGCGAGUGGGCCCAGACGCAAGUCUUGUACUCGGGCCACGUGUUGGACGGAGAUGGCAUUAAGCCAGAGGACAACAAGAUAGCGGUGAUUAGAGAUUGGCCGACGCCCCACACGUUGACAGAGUUGCGGUCGUUCCUAGGCUUAGCUAACUACUACAGGAAGUUCGUGAGGAACUUCUCCACUAUCGCCGCUCCCUUGCGCAGGUUGUUGAAGAAARAGACAAUMUGGCAAUGRGAUAAAGACUGUACGKCUGSRYUCAARAAGUUAAAGCGCGCGUUAAUAGAGUAUCCUGUCCUCAAGGUUGCAGAUCCGUCCUUGCCAUUUGUCGUCACCACGGACGCGAGUCAGUAUGGGAUAGGUGCCGUGUUGCAACAAGAUGACGACAAUGGCUAUAGACCCGUAGAGUUCAUGUCCGCGAGGAUGCCUUUUCUCUGGUGGAAGAUAUGGACGAUCGGCUCGCAGAACGAGGAAGCUUCGUACAGCCCUGUCGGCUUCGAUCAACGGCUGAUGACGUCAUCAGAGGACAGCUCGCGUAACAUCAGUGGCGAAGUUCUCGGAGGGUCGAUCUAUAAUCCGGCUUUGUACGCAUCUGUGUUCCGUCACAACUUUCAGCCAUAUUAUCAUCCUCCUGUGAGCACUGUUUGUGAAAACCAGGUUGGAGAGGAUGAUAUCGAUAUCCUAGAGGGCAAGCAAAGGGCAUCCGAUGCAGAGGAAGUUGAUGAAGGCAAUGCUGCUGCUUCAAAAGCCUGGUAAUUUAGGAACUUUGUCGGUGGAAUUCGAGCACAACGUCGAAGAAGCAGAGGGCAUUCAUUAGCUGCCUCAGGCUCAUCUUCUUGACGAUGGGACAGGGUUCAACAGGUCCGAUGAAGGAUUUCGCAUGGUUCAGAAGCUGUUCCAGUGGAAGGGAAAACUCACUGUCAGAAAUUUUUGAAGACGUUUAAGCAUGGCUCGCGUGGGCGACUUCAGGUAUGAACCCUGGCCACGGCGGACAGUUGUACUCAUCGGAUGCAGCAGCUCAGCUUUGGCAGCAUGGUUGAGAAGCUGUUCCAGUGGAAGGGAAGACAGACUGGUACACAGAUGUGUGUGGAGAACACUCAUUUUCGGACGUUGAAGACGUUUCAGCAUGGCUGGCUCGCGCGGCCGACUUCAGGUAUGAACCCUUGCCAAGGCGGACAGUUGUACUCAUCGGAUGCAGCAGCUCAGCUUUGGCAGCAUUAGCGCGAAGGUAUCCCACUGAUGGUUAUGACAAAAUUUGGCUCGAUGAACCCAGACGGAGAGAGCGGGGGGGGGGAGCUGGGCUCUCUUGGAGUCUUUGAAACGGUGUCGACGGCUCUUUCCGACGGCUUUGCGUGGUGAGAGUGGCAACAUCUGCAGGUGCGCCACAGGGCAGAUUUUGAAGCGACUGAUCUGGAUCAGCCAAGCAGGGCUCAAGAUUGUAAUGAUGGAGCAAGAGUGCAUUCUUGUCGCCUGAGCUUCAAAGCAUGUUGGAAUCGCGUCCCGUCCGAGAGGAGAGCGGAUCUCCACCGUCAAUUGCUGGGGGCUACUUUUCUGCAGAAGGCGGCAUCGUAAGGAAUCAAGCGUGGCCAGGGUGCACUUGCUCUCAACCAGGAAUGGGAAAACAAUUGUCAAAGAGGACUUAGAGGAUAAGAGAAGUGCUCACGACUGAUCGCGGUGCUGAACAAGUGCAUUGUGAUGGCAGAUGACAGCGCACCAAUGCGAGCACACGUGAAAGGAACGGCAGCGGACUUGGCGGUGAGUAAUUCUAGAAAGUGGAAGUCUCGGAGAAUGUUGUUGUUGCUUCGAGGGUCCUGGUUCUUCACACACCGUUUCCUAUCGCUUUGUGCGUUUUCAUGCCUCUACCUCCUCCCCUCUCUUCCUUGUUUUUGCCGGUUGUUUCGUCUCUUGACAAUUAACAAAUAUUAAUCAUUUAC